Messenger RNA from Seriola dumerili (greater amberjack), 2701 nucleotides. It is a transcript of the gene rnf208, whose product is annotated as ring finger protein 208. The record is from RefSeq and is a predicted model, not a curated record. The coding region runs from base 1878 to 2654 and encodes 258 amino acids. Gene Ontology annotation, molecular function: ubiquitin protein ligase activity. Lineage: Eukaryota; Metazoa; Chordata; Actinopteri; Carangiformes; Carangidae. Gene Ontology annotation, biological process: protein ubiquitination. The transcript is spliced from 2 exons.
CAGGCAAAACAAGCCUCAUGCAUAAGGAGGGUGCCAGAAGCACAGAGACAGAGAGGGAGAGUGUGUGUGCGUGGGCGUGUGCAUGUAUGUGUGAAAACACUGCGCAUGUGUGACUGUGAGGCGCACUGACUGAAGCAGACAGAGGAGAAGAAAGAGGAGUAAUGAACGGCAGCUGAGUCGAGAGGAGAGGUAACAGCAGAGGAGAGGGAACGAAGAAGAAGGGAGCUUUACCUGAAGACCAGAGGAAAGAGACGGGCAGAAAGGAAGAGAAGGGGACGUGCACACAGAGGAGCACAGCACAGAUACUCAGGUCACUACCCAUAAUAAGCUGAAUAAUUUGAGAGGCUUAGGAAGAGAGAGAGACACAGAGGGAUGGAGAAAGAAAUACCAGAGGGAGACGCUCAGCCACAGCUCGUCAGAGAAGGAGCAAGGGUGGGAGAGUGAAGGACAAAGGUACCAGAGGGGAGAGCAGGAGAGGAACGAGGGAUGCGGAGCUCAACGAAAGCAGCCCGACACAUGACGCAUCCACCUUGCAACAGCUUCCUCCAUCUUACAUCUCCUCCAUCUUUUUCCUCCCCUCACUGCUGCUUGUCGUUCAUGCUGCCAGAGUCAUAUGGACAGGAGAGAGCAUCCUCCCUCUGGUGAGACAUCGCUUGAACAAAGAGACUGAGCGGCUUGGUUUAUCUUCGCAGAGCGGCAUCAACAACAUCAACAUCGGCAAAAACUGGAAGAGGAGACAGGAGGACUGGAGAAAGGACUGGAAUAAGACAAGUGCGUAAGCAGACAGGUGGACGGACCAAAGGAAUCAAGUUAUGAGUCUGACUCACUGAAAAAGGGAGACAAGCACAGAGGCAUCCUUCAGACUGUUAUCACUUCUGCUGCUGGGUGGACUGUCUGAAAGUCCAAUAAAAAAAAAAAAAAAACCUUCACUCCCACCUUUGAGGAAUUUAGGAGCCUUGGAGCCUUGGAGGAGUCAUUCCAACAACAGCUUUCUUGAGCAUAAUAAGACACCUCCUCCCCCUCCUCCCUCCUGCUUAUCAACAAGCCACUGAGAGGGUCACACAGGGUCACCUGACCAAAUUGGGCCAAGACCAGAGAGAAAGAGGUUAUUCUUUCUUUCUUUCUCACGCAUUCAAGUCGAAGUGUAACACACCCGCAGCCAAAAACAGGAAGUGAAGCGGGCGUUAAAGCGAGACACACAUGUGAAGGCUAGUUUGAGAAGGCAAGAGUUUCCCCUGGCAGGCCACAGGAUAUAGUUUAAGACAAUACCUCUUGGACCUUUCUGAACUGCCUGUACUCAACCCCCCUCCGCCCCUGCGUCCCCGCCACACUCUGUGAAUGCAGAAAACCACCAACCUGUACUGUAUGUAUAUAUGUGAGCAUCUGUGUGCAUAUGAGAUUAUUUAUUAAUGUUCACUGAGUGAGAACAUAUCUUUGUGCUAAAGUACUAACUGUGCUUGUGUGUCAAUAUACGUUUCUGUACAUAGCCAUCAGAGACAGCACAGGAACAUCAGCGUAAGCAAUUUAAAACAACAAAAAACUACCUUAAAGUAGUCAACACUGGUCAGAUACUCUAAGCUGGACUGUUAAAUCAUCUGCACAUAUCAGCUGUGACAGAAUAAGAGCUGCAGACUGUGGUGCUCUGGCUGAGCUCCUCUAUCUGUCUUCCCCUCAUAAAGACUCAGGCUGACAGUAGUGCACACCAGGGGGGGAUCUCUGAGGGAAACAUGGAGGCAACCAUCCGUCCUCAUGUUCCCUCAACUGGCUGACUUCAGAGAAAGAGCACAGUCUUUUUCCCCUUGCACAGAACCAGGCAGGGUCGCCCAGCGCUGAUUAGAGCCACAGCCCCUCUCUCUUCCACCUCCAAAAACGUGCGAAUGUCCUGCCUCAGGCGUCAGCCCGUCACCAUCCCCAUGGACACCGUCAAGAUCAUUCAGUCGGAGAAGUUCCCCAGAGAGUGCCCCGUGCCCGUCACCCAGCCACGCUAUGCCCCACCCCCCAGAGUGGCGUGGGACGGCGGAGGCGAAGGCGAAAUAAUCGUCAACCAGGCCUGCAGUGACCUGACCCUGGACAUAGCCGGGUCUCCACGGCCGAUGGUGACCCCCCCGGCCCCCGUGACGCGCAGGGAGCAGAGCUUCCUGGCGCAGCGCAAAACCAGUGCCAACGAAAUCUGCUACCACCAGUUCCACUACAAGAUGGAGGACGUCAUAGUCAACCAGUACGUGCUGCGCUCCUCCUCAACCUCCUCGUCCACUUCGUCCUCCUCCUCUUCGGGACCCGUCAUGCCCUGCGAGCCCCUGGACUGCCCCACCUGCGGUCACACCUACAACUUCGCCGGCAAGCGUCCGCGCAUCCUCUCUUGCCUGCACUCGGUGUGUGAGGAGUGCCUGCAGAUCCUCUACGAGUCCUGUCCCAAGUACAAGUUCAUCUCCUGCCCCACGUGCCGGCGCGAGACAGUGCUGUUCACUGACUAUGGCCUGGCUGCUCUGGCCAUCAACACCAGCAUCCUGAGCCGCUUGCCCUCUGACCCCAAUGGGCCCGUGCAGUGGGGCGGGGACGCCGACCGCAGCUGCUACCAGACUGUGCGCCAAUACUGCCAGUCAGCCUGCACCUGCCAGAUCGCCAACCCCUUGUCCUCCUGUGGUAUCAUGUAGACGAGGGGGGUACACUGCAGGCAUGACUCGACGCUGCCCCCGCCCCC